UUGAAAGAGUUUUUCCGAGCAAUCCGUGAAGGCAGCAUGAUGCUGCGCGCGUAAUGGAUUUCCCCAACACCGCUGCUGCUUAUCGGGGACCAGGAGCCGCAGCAGUCCGGGCGCGUUAAAUCAGCUCCACCACUUGAUGCCGGUGACCUUGGCUGGUGACGCCUGUCGCCUCGCGCUCUUCUCUUCACCAUGGCAUCAUCAUCACCAUCACCUUCCAACGGGCUGGACGAGGACUGCGUGUUGCAACGUGGAAGAUCUCAGAGUGACCCAAGCAGCAUCACCGAGGUCCGCUUGGGGGAAGCUCGCAGGUCAGAUGUGAUGGAUCAGCAGAGGGCGCUGCAGUCUGGUUGCCUGGUCUCAGGGGUCCGUACGCCUCCCGUCCGCCGCAACAGCAAGCUGGCGAGUCUGGGACGCAUCUUCAAGCCCUGGAAGUGGAGGAAAAAGAAAAACGAGAAGCUGAAGCCUUCAGGAACAGCUGAGAAGAAGGCAGCUGUACGGCAGAAGAGAGAUGACCUCGUCAGGCGGAGCCCCGGGGACACGGAAACAGAGUCCGGUCUGGCCUGCGGGGGCAAUGGCGAGGAUCCAGAUACCCCAACUCACUCUGAUGGGGAGGACAGAGAUGAGGAGCCUGAGGCGCCUUUGGCCAGCGCCAACGAAGAGCUUGGGAGUGAUUUAGAGGCCUCAACAGACAUGACUGAAGAUUUAAAGACAGCGGGAGACCCCGAUCAGAGGGAAGAUGGAGAAGAAGAAAGCUCCUCGCUGGCUGAUCCCAGUAAAGAGCAGGCGACAGGGAAGGUGGAGGCCAUCGAGGGGAAACAGGAGGUGGUGGCUGCCAAGCCCCAGAGACGAGCCAGCACCCCUCCUCCCCCAAACCUUCCCGUCAAACUGCUCACCAGGCUGGGCAGCCUCGAUGGCGCUCCUCUGGUGCCCGUCAAAAAGUCCCCAGCCACCUUACCCAGGAACUUCACACUCCCCAAAGACCCUCACGGCUCUCUGUUGAGAGGCAGGAUUUCCACACCCACUGGGUCCCCCCACCUGGGUGCAGUCCACCAACAGCUGCCCCCCAGCUGCAUCAUCGAGGAGCUGCACCGCACGCUGGCCAGCAAACACAGACAGGACAGUUUCCAGACAAAGGAGGCUCGCUCUUCUCCGAAACGCAGACUGGAUGGCCGUCUGUCCCGCAUGUCCAGCACAGAAAGGGAGCCACCAGCCGGGGGGUCGGAGAGCAAGAAGGAGUCUGACGAGAACAAGGAGAACUGGCGUCUGGACGAAUACUUGAGUGACCAGGAGAGCUGGAACGAGUCUGUGAUCUCUGGGACCCUCCCACGCCGGAUGAGGAAGGAGCUGCUGGCCGUGAAGCUUCGGAACAGGCCCAGCAAGCAGGAGCUGGAGGAUCGCAACAUCUUCCCGGUCCGUAGCGACCAGGAGCGACAGGAAAUCCGCCAGCAGAUCGAGAUGAAGCUGGCCAAGAGGCUGAGCCAGAGGCCGGCGGUGGAGGAGCUGGAGAGCCGCAACAUCCUGAAGCAGAGAAAUGACCAGACCGAGCAGGAGGAGAGGAGGGAAAUCAAACAGCGGCUGAAUAGAAAGCUCAAUCAGCGACCGACGGUGGAUGAGCUGCGCGACAGGAAGAUUCUGAUUCGGUUUAGCGACUACGUGGAAGUGGCCAAAGCUCAGGACUAUGACAGGCGUGCAGAUAAGCCCUGGACCAGGCUGUCGGCCGCAGACAAGGCAGCGAUCAGGAAGGAGCUGAACGAGUUCAAAAGCAACGAGAUGGAAGUUCAUUCUUCGAGCAAGCAUCUGACAAGGUUCCACCGGCCUUAGAAAGGUUUCUUCUGUGAAGAGUUGCUUGAAUUAAACUAAACCUGGUUGUCGGUGAAGACCUUUCACAGAGUCUUCCAGCACCCUGGCCCACAGUCAGUGGGUAUCCUGAUAUUUGGGUUCAGCGAACCUUUGGAGGCUAUGUCUCUAGAACUGGAUCUGCCGGUAGACAAAGCCGCAUGCAGCAAGCUCCUGCUCAGAGGAACAUGUCAGCCCUCACCACACCUGCUCGGAGGAGGAGGACGGACUGAGGUCAUGGAUUUAGACAAACAGACUUCUUUUUGUAAACACUCUUUUGAAAGACUUCCUUUUUGACGGCGCUGGGGGGAGACGUGCAUGUGACCGAGUCGACCAGUCCCGCUCCAGCACCAGUAGCUGCCUCCCCGAGCCGUGUCCGAGUCUUACCAAUUCCACUGAUGAAUUUCGUAUCGACAGUGUACAUUUUCUUGAACAGAAAUCUUGUCUGUGGACAAGACAGAGAAAUUCCUUUGUAAGCACUAUUUAUUGUCUGCACAAUACAGAUUUUCACUUCGUAA
Messenger RNA from Melanotaenia boesemani (Boeseman's rainbowfish), 2354 nucleotides. It is a transcript of the gene phactr3b, whose product is annotated as phosphatase and actin regulator 3b. Gene Ontology annotation, biological process: actin cytoskeleton organization. NCBI's taxonomy places the organism in Eukaryota, Metazoa, Chordata, Actinopteri, Atheriniformes, Melanotaeniidae. The coding region runs from base 190 to 1821 and encodes 543 amino acids. The transcript has 13 exons. Gene Ontology annotation, molecular function: actin binding. The record is from RefSeq and is a predicted model, not a curated record.